AUGAACACUUAUCCUCAACAAGUCAUUGAUGCCGACGCUAACUGUAAUGACAAGGUGAAGACUCUGCAAGCAGAAACCGAGUCUGAGGCAAACCAGGUACGCAUUGAUUACAGGAAAAAACUUGAACGUUUAUUUGAGCAACGACAGGAGAGUCUCGACAAAAUAGAGGGCUUCUGGAGUGGUGUCUUGGCAGCCACUGAUACUCCAUUAAAGCCAUUGCUUAAUGGCACAAUCGACCCCAAAAUUGUUCGUGCAAUUACGAGUUUCAAGGUAACCACAUUCGUUAAGGAUGGUUUACUAUGUCGAAAUGUUUCCGUUGUUCUCCGCCCCAACAUGUUUGCAGAACAAGGAACUAUUCAUCGCGCGGUGGAUACCCAUCUUCAGACGCUUUCAAUGGAGCCCAUCAAGUGGAAGUCUGGAACGGAACGCGCGCGUCAGGACUCCGUUUUUAGGUUUUUUACACCCGGGUGUGAUGAUGAAGGUUUUAUUGAUGAUGCAUUGGACGCUUUUGACACGGUUUUCCAGAACCCAUUUUUGGCACUUGAGCCUAAUGAAGAUUAA
Trypanosoma conorhini is the source of this 561-nucleotide messenger RNA. RefSeq names its product template-activating factor I. Bases 1 to 561 code for a protein of 186 amino acids. The transcript has a single exon. The record is from RefSeq and is a predicted model, not a curated record. NCBI's taxonomy places the organism in Eukaryota, Euglenozoa, Kinetoplastea, Trypanosomatida, Trypanosomatidae.